Thlaspi arvense is the source of this 1854-nucleotide messenger RNA. NCBI's taxonomy places the organism in Eukaryota, Viridiplantae, Streptophyta, Magnoliopsida, Brassicales, Brassicaceae. The record is from the annotation of a GenBank genome assembly.
AUGAACCGGGUUACGUCUUCCUCAAAUGCCCAAUCGAAGAAACUCCCUCAGUCGCAGUCUCAGCCGCCGGCGAAGAAGGAGAAAAUCCUAAAAAAGGAGCGACUUCCGGUGAACCCUUUGAGAGGUCUCAGUACAAGAAGCUCUGGGAGUAGCAGCUGCAGCAAUGGCAGUGGUUCUGGGUCAACUUCCGGUGAAGCCUCCAACGGUUGUCACAGGUUCUUGCUCUCUCAUUCUUUCUCAUCGUCUUCCUCCACUUCUUCUUCCUUGGGAGCUUUUACUCAUGGAGCUGUGAAAUCUGUGGCUAAAACCCCCAAAUCUGCUCCAGCUUUGAGUAAACCCUUAAUUAGAAAGAAGCCAAGGCUUCUGGGGGAGACGAAGCUGAAAUCCACAGUUGCUGAGAAGCCUCAGAGAUGUAAGACAAACCCUAGAGCUGGAAACAAACUCACUGGUAAGAUUACCGUGAAACCUGAAAAAGUUUCUGUUUUGAGGAAACAAUCUUGUGCUUCUAGAGAUGUUAAGCUAAGAGAUCGACAAACUUCGUUUAGGGUAAAUGACAGCAUUGCUCAGGUUACUACUCCUGUAUCUAAACUAGGAACCGGAUCUGAUCUGAUUUAUAGAGGCAACGGUGAAGCUACGGAUGAUGGUAGACUAAGCAACAGUAACAGCAGUAAUCAAGAGAGGACACCAGUCACACCACCUGUUCAAGCAUCGGUAUCUCCAGAGAUACAGUUUGGAUCAUCGUCUAUGAAUUUGUCAGCAUCAGCUCAGUCACAAGCUUGUUAUGCUGCUGGACAUUUACUCUCAGGUGUCAGUGAUAAGAGGAAAUGCAAGCCUAAAGGGUUACUCACUGUGGGUGAAAAUGGUUUCGAGGUUGGUAAGGGCAGGAUACUGAAUGAUUCUGAUGAGUUUGAUGAAGAAGAUUUUGGUGUUGGUGGAAGUUAUGAUAACAUCUCUGUGAUGCCUUUGCCUGACGAUGCGUCAGUGCAGUGGCUUUUAUCUCCUUGUGAUGAGGAGAAAGAACAUGACAAGGAAACGUAUGAUGAUGGUUUCUCUCAGUUUCAGCAGACUGUUGAGUGUGUUGGCCAUGAGAGUCCUUCGCCUUCGCCACUAUCAGAUCGUAGUACUUCUUCAGAUUUAUGCAACAUUAGCAGUGGCAGAAGUCUUUCACCCAUGGAUAUAUGUAGAGAGACGGUGAGAAGGACCAGUUCUUCGCUUUCUCCAAAUGAGCUUUCUCGGUUCAGGAGAUUUAUGCAGCUUUCAUCCUGUGAGGGUGUAGCUUCAGCACUCGACGCUACACCUACGUGUGAGCUAGAUCCUCCUGAGCAUCUGAAAGGAAACAAAACGUCUCCAUUAUCUGUUGAUACGCUAGGAAGCGAGAAUGUAAUUCAAACACCAGAAUCCAACUCGAGCUUCGACAGUUAUCUUGGACUCUUAAGUUCCCAAGCCGAAAUCCAUAAGAAGCUUGAGGUUGAUUCAGAUUUGGAAUCAGUGACAGCGACUCUUGAGUCCGCCAGAUUGUCACCAAGGAGCCAUGCUUCACCACGGGAACAGAGCAUUUCAAGUUUCAACUUUGAGACUUUGGCCACAUCUUCUGAAUCCAUAGAUCUAUCACAGUUCCAGAGAAAUUUAGCUGACAGGAGUUCUCGUCAUUCUCAUGCUACACGGGAUAGAGUGUCCAGGACAAAUGUGAUUACAGAUACUGAAUGUGAUCUUCGAAAGAACAGAGAAAGUGUUGCUCCUCAGGGAAAAGGAAGAGAAUUGGUUCAAUGCUCUGCUGCGGAGUCAAUAAGCACUGAUGGUGGUGGUCUGGCUUGCUCUGAAGAUUCAAAUUGGAUGUCAUGUUACAAGAGUUAA